Molecule: messenger RNA, 2928 nt
Organism: Zea mays
Lineage: Eukaryota; Viridiplantae; Streptophyta; Magnoliopsida; Poales; Poaceae
Product: threonine--tRNA ligase, mitochondrial 1
Exons: 20
Coding region: 116-2329 (737 amino acids)
Biological process (GO): threonyl-tRNA aminoacylation
Cellular component (GO): mitochondrion; chloroplast; cytoplasm
Molecular function (GO): threonine-tRNA ligase activity; ATP binding
Source: RefSeq, a predicted model, not a curated record
ACGUCAGCAACAAACACUUAUUUUUCUCCUCCGGCCACCCCGCCCGCCCAACCUAUAGGCGAGACCGGAGAGUGCCAUAUCCCGCGACGCCGCAGCAUCCGCUUGACUCCACUUUAUGCAAGUGUGCCUCCGGCGAGGCCUCUCGCUAGUUCGGCAGCACACCUCCCGCGUCCUUCCCCCACUGUCUCUCCACCCUACCCGCUUCUUCCUUCACCAAUCCGCGUCCGACCCGAUGGGUGAGGGUUCCGUUCCUGGUAAGGACGCCAAGGGGAAGGGGAAGGCCAAGCACCCCGCCCAGGCUUCGGCCCUGGUCGCUCGCGACGACUCCUACCUGGAGGCCGUCACACAUAAGAGGAUUCGCUUGUUCGAGGAGAUCCAGGCAAGGCAGGCCGUCGAGCGGCUGAAUAUCGGCGGCGAAGUUAUCAAGAUAACUCUGCCUGAUGGUGCAAUCAAAGAAGGGAAGAAAUGGAUAACAACCCCAAUGGAUAUUGCUAAGGAGAUAUCAAGUGGAUUUGCAGCUAGUUGUUUGAUAGCUCAAGUGGACGAAACACUCUGGGAUAUGGGGAGGCCACUGGAAGGUGACUGCAAAUUGCAAAUGUUCAAGUUUGAUACCAAUGAAGGCCGUGACACCUUCUGGCACUCAAGUGCUCAUAUUCUUGGAGAAUCUCUUGAGAGAGCAUAUGGCUGCAAGCUGUGUAUUGGGCCUUGCACCACAAGAGGGGAGGGUUUCUACUAUGAUGCUUACUACAAUGAGCUGACAUUAAACGAGGAGCACUUUGGUGUCAUUGAAAACCAAGCUAAAAAGGCUGUUGCGGAAAAGCAACCAUUUGAACGCAUCGAGGUCAGCAGGGCAGAAGCUCUUGAAAUGUUUGCUGAAAAUAAAUUCAAGGUUGAAAUUAUUAAUGAGUUGCCCGAGGACAAGACCAUUACAGUAUACAGGUGUGGUCCUUUAGUUGACCUAUGCCGUGGGCCACAUAUCCCGAAUACUUCCUUCGUCAAAGCUUUCGCUUGUCUGAAGGCUUCAUCAUCAUAUUGGAGAGGAAAAGCAGACCGUGAAAGCCUGCAGAGAGUAUAUGGAAUAUCUUUCCCUGAUUCUCGACGUCUCACGGAAUAUAAACAUUUUCUAGAGGAAGCUAAGAAACGUGAUCAUAGGAUACUAGGGAAAUCACAGGAACUCUUCUUUUUCCAUGAACUUAGCCCUGGAAGCUGUUUCUUCCUUCCACAUGGUGCUAGAAUAUAUAACAAACUGAUGAACUUUAUGCGAAAACAGUACAGAGAUAGAGGAUACCAAGAGGUGUUGAGCCCAAAUAUUUACAAUAUGCAACUUUGGGAAACUUCCGGACAUGCUGCAAACUACAAGGAGAACAUGUUUGUUUUUGAGAUUGAGAAACAGGAAUUUGGGCUUAAGCCAAUGAAUUGUCCUGGCCACUGUCUAAUGUUUGCUAAUAGGGUCCGGUCAUACAGAGAGUUGCCUCUUCGCAUGGCUGAUUUCGGAGUGCUUCAUAGAAAUGAGCUUAGUGGUGCACUUACUGGUUUGACACGGGUUAGAAGAUUCCAGCAGGAUGAUGCUCAUAUCUUCUGCAGAGAGGACCAAAUCAAGGACGAGGUUAAGGCUGUUUUGGAAUUCAUCAAUUAUGUUUACGAGAUAUUUGGCUUCAAAUAUGAGUUGGAGUUGUCUACGAGACCAGAGAAGUAUCUAGGUGAAAUUGAAACUUGGAACAAAGCAGAACAACAAUUGACAGAAGCUUUGAAUGAGUUUGGGAAGCCGUGGAAGAUUAAUGAAGGGGAUGGUGCUUUCUACGGUCCAAAAAUUGAUAUUGGUGUGUUUGAUGCCCUUAAGAGGAAAUUUCAAUGUGCAACCUUACAGCUGGAUUUUCAGCUGCCCAUUCGGUUCAAGCUGACUUAUUCUGCUGAGGAUGAAGCAAAAAUUGAAAGGCCUGUGAUGAUACACAGGGCAAUCCUAGGUUCUGUUGAAAGGAUGUUUGCCAUUCUUUUGGAGCAUUACAAUGGCAAAUGGCCCUUAUGGCUAAGCCCUCGCCAGGCCAUUGUUUGUUCAGUAUCUUCUGGUUCAGUGGAAUAUGCGAAACAGGUUCUUGCCAUGCUACAUGAAGCUGAUUUCCAUGUUGAUAUUGAUGUGAGUGACAGGACAAUACAAAAGAAGGUACGGGAAGCCCAGGUAGCUCAAUUCAACUACAUUCUUGUCGUAGGCGCACAGGAGGCCGAGACUGGAAAUGUCUGCGUUAGGGUAAGAGAUAAUGCCGACCUGGCCACAAUGAGCGUUGAUGGCCUCAUCACACGUUUGAGGGAGGAAAUCGUAGCCUUCAAAUGAUUUUGAUGCUGCAUAAUUUCCUAGCACUUCGCAAUCAUUGACUGUUCAUUUGUGAUUUUGAUUGAGUUUUCAGGGAACAGUACUGAGUUCCUCCAAGGCUCCAAGUGUAUUCUUGUUGGUACGGUUGGAAGCUACUAAGGGCAUAUUUAGAAGCACCUAGUUUUUAAUAAACUGGUUUAUAAAAACUGAGAUGGUUCCAAACAUAUCGGUUUAUAUCCUAGUUUUUAAUAAUCUGGUUUAUAAAAACUGGAUUUCUAGUUUCUUAAAAAUUAAGAAGCUAGUCUCUCUUAGCUAAAACCAAUUUAUGAAAAUUAAGGUAGUUCUAAACAUCAUAAACCAAUUUUUUUCUUCAUAAUCCAGUUUCUACAAACUAGAGAUAAAAACUAGGUUGCUUCUAAAUAGGGUCUAAACAUUGUCUUUUUUUAUUAAUUAUAUAGAUGUGAAGUUAAAUGCUACCUAUAGUAAAAAGUUCCUAGUAAAUACUACCUGUAGUGUCAAAACAGCUUGUUGUAUUUGACUUUGCAUGGUCUUAAACAUAUAUAUUGACCACUAAAUUCUUUUGUACAAUCUUAAAAUGAUGAGAUCAUAUGCAACUUACA